UUGAGAGCGCGCGCGAGCCAGGACAGCGGACGCGCUUACUAAUCUCACGGGAAACACGGGCCGCGUUCGGAACAAACCCGGUACCGAGCAGAGCAGAGGAGAGAAGCGCCUCCGUGCAGGAGAGUUUGUAAGAGGCAGAGACACGCAGUCGUGGAGGAUGAGCCUGCGCUUUGAAGCCGCGUAAACCCUCAGGGCAUUUUCAUAAGGAGGCGCGUGCAUAUGUCGAGGAGGAGGUACGUGCGUGCUCUGAGACGUGCGCGAGCCCCCGCUCCGUCCGGACAAAUGAGGAUCCUCGCGAGACGCUAAACUGCCAGCGCGAGCCCUUCAAUCCCGCACACUCUGCAAUUUUUUUUUUAUUAUUAUUAUUAUUUUAAUUAUUAUUAUUUUUCCCACCCCAAUGGAGUGCAUGCAUCCAUCACGGACUAGUAAAAUGCAUUGGAUCACUCUGCUGCUGGCCGGCUUCACUUUUUGGGGCAAAGUGUCUGUGUACAACUGCUUAGAUUACGAAGAGGGCUUUGACUAUUAUGAUGAGGAGAAACAAGAGACCAUAGACUACAAAGAUCCCUGCAAAGCCGCGGUCUUUUGGGGAGACAUCGCCUUGGACGAGGAGGACCUGAAAAUGUUUCACGUGGACAGGACGAUAGAUCUCGCUCGACACCAACACGUGAAGCAAGGACACACGUCGGGGGGAGCAGAUGAGCACGACGCCUCUGCGAAUCGAGGACAGUUAUACCUCCUGCUCGAAAGAAUACGACGACUCGGUCUCGAACCGUCUAAGAACUCUAGUAAGGAGAAGGAGAGAUCGAACCGAGCUGUCUCAGCAGGCGGCAGGGACGAAGAGAGACGGGUUCGAGCGGGGAAAUCUCGUGUCCCCCGAGCCGCCACUUCCAGAGCAGAGCGAAUCUGGCCCGGAGGUGUCAUCCCUUAUGUCAUAGGAGGCAACUUCACUGGCAGUCAAAAAGCCAUGUUUAAGCAAGCCAUGAGACACUGGGAGAAACAGACCUGCGUGACCUUCGUUGAGAAAACAGACGAGGAGAGCUACAUCGUCUUUACAUACCGUCCCUGCGGAUGCUGUUCCUAUGUGGGUCGUCGCGGUAACGGGCCUCAAGCCAUCUCCAUCGGGAAAAACUGCGACAAGUUCGGCAUCGUGGUUCACGAGCUGGGUCACGUUAUCGGAUUCUGGCAUGAGCACACGCGUCCCGAUCGCGACGAUCACGUGACCAUCAUCAGAGACAACAUUCAGCCCGGUCAGGAAUAUAAUUUUCUCAAGAUGGAGCCCGGCGAGGUGAACUCUCUCGGCGAGCCGUACGACUUCGACAGCAUCAUGCAUUACGCCAGGAACACUUUCUCCAGGGGAAUGUUUUUGGACACCAUCCUUCCCUCACGUGACGACAACGGUGUCCGGCCAGCCAUCGGGCAGAGAACCAGACUCAGCAAAGGAGACAUUUCACAAGCCAAGAAACUCUACAGGUGUCCAGCAUGCGGCGAGACACUGCAAGACUCAGCAGGCAACUUUUCAUCUCCUGGUUACCCGAAUGGAUACCCCUCCUACACACACUGCGUCUGGAGGAUCUCCGUCACCCCCGGAGAGAAGAUAGUGCUCAACUUCACCACCAUGGACCUCUACAAGAGCAGCCUGUGCUGGUACGACUACAUCGAGGUGCGCGACGGGUACUGGAGGAAAGCACCUCUUCUAGGUCGUUUUUGCGGCGACAAGAUUCCAGAAACGCUGAUCUCUACAGACAGCCGGAUGUGGAUCGAGUUCCGCAGCAGCAGUAACUGGGUGGGAAAGGGCUUCUCCGCCGUGUACGAAGCGGUUUGUGGCGGCGACGUCAACAAAGACUUGGGACAGAUUCAGUCUCCGAACUAUCCAGAUGACUACAGGCCCUCUAAAGAGUGUGUGUGGAGGAUCACAGUGUCCGAGGGCUACAGUGUGGGCCUCAACUUUCAGGCCUUCGAGAUCGAGAGGCACGACAGCUGCACGUACGACUACCUGGAGGUGCGCGAUGGCCUGUCCGAGAGCAGCCCGCUGAUCGGACGAUUCUGUGGCUACGACAUCCCCGAGGACAUCCGCACUACGUCCAACACGCUGUGGAUGAAAUUCGUCUCGGACGGAACGGUGAAUAAAGCCGGCUUCGCUGCGAAUUUCUUCAAAGAGGAGGACGAGUGCACGAAGCCGGAUAACGGCGGCUGUGAGCAGAGGUGCGUGAACACUCUGGGGAGCUUCAAGUGCGCCUGCGACCCUGGAUACGAGCUGGCCCCAGACAAAAAGAGCUGUGAAGCUGCGUGCGGAGGUCUGCUGUCCAAGCUGAAUGGCACCAUCACGACGCCCGGAUGGCCAAAAGAAUAUCCGCCCAACAAGAACUGUAUCUGGCAGGUGGUGGCUCCGACGCAGUACCGCAUCUCAGUGCAGUUCGAGGCGUUUGAACUGGAAGGGAACGAGGUGUGCAAGUACGACUUCGUGGAGGUGCGGAGCGGCCUCUCGUCUGACUCUAAGCUUCAUGGAAAAUAUUGCGGCACCGAAGUUCCAGAGGUCAUCACUUCCCAGUACAACAACAUGCGCAUCGAGUUUAAGUCGGACAACACCGUUUCAAAGAAAGGCUUCAAAGCACACUUCUUUUCUGAUAAACCUGCCACCUGCAAAGCACGGAUCUUUAUAUUUAAGUCCUGUCAGGACAUAACUGCCCCUCCUUCUGCUCGUAGAGCAGCCAUAGGGCAGGUCACAGAUAAGGACGAGUGUUCGAAGGAUAACGGCGGAUGCCAGCACGAGUGCAUCAACAUCAUCGGCAGCUACGUUUGCCAGUGUCGCAAUGGCUUCAUACUGCACGAGAACAAGCAUGACUGUAAAGAAGCGGAGUGCGAGCACAAAAUCCAUAGCCCCACCGGCACCUUAAGUAGCCCCAACUGGCCUGAUAAGUACCCCAGCAGAAAGGAGUGUACCUGGGACAUCACCGCUACUCCGGGCCACCGUGUCAAAAUUUCGUUCAACGAGUUUGAGAUCGAGCAGCACCAGGAAUGUGCGUACGAUCACCUGGAGGCGUUCGACGGCGAUUCGGACAAGGCGCCCAUUCUGAGCCGGCUCUGCGGCACCAAGCUUCCCGAGCCGCUCGUCUCCACGGGCAACAGGAUUUACCUCCGCUUCAUCUCCGAUGCCUCUGUGCAGCGCAAGGGCUUCCACGCUACACACUCCACAGAGUGUGGAGGCAGGCUGAGGGCCGAGGCACGGCAGAAGAACCUGUACUCUCAUGCACAAUUCGGGGACAAUAACUACCCAGGCCACACGGACUGCGAGUGGCUGAUCACGGCCGAGGAAGGCUACAGCAUCGAGCUCACCUUCACCACCUUCGAGCUGGAGGAGGAGGCCGAGUGUGGAUAUGACUACAUCGAGCUGUAUGACGGGCAUGACACGUCAGCACACAAACUAGGACGCUUCUGUGGUUCCGGGCCUCGUGAGGAGCUGUACUCAGCCAGCGACGCCAUGCUGAUCCGCUUCCACAGCGACGACACCAUCAGUAAGAAAGGCUUCCACAUCCGCUACACCAGCACCAAGUUCCAGGAGGAGUUACACACACACAAGUAACACCCACACACACGCCCAUAUAUAUAUAGAUAUAUAGAUAUAUAUAUACACACAUCUCCAGGAAAAAGGAUGCCACAGACUGAUUAAGGAGUCACUCGAGAGGAAAAGUUACUCAAAGGCACUGGAUUUGCCUCCAUGUAUCUGCCACUAGGAGCCCGCGGGUCAUCACACUCCUAACUCCACCCACUGGACUCGAGGCAUGCUCCGCCUGUUUCGCAGACCGUCGCAGGGAACGCCUGCUCAUUCUAUACACACUAAAUAAUAUCCUCGUAACGGAAAAGCUGCACAAAGACAUAAAGUAUAAAGCAAGUAGGUUGUUUUCAAGCUUGUGGAACAAAAAACAAAACAAGUAUAAGGAUAACAUGGGAGGUCUGCUUCUGAGCAACUAAGCUGCUGUUGCCACACUUGUAACCUAAAACGUGUGCGCACUCAUCUGCAUGUUUUCACUGAGGGCGCGCGGACACGCCUGCGGGAUUGAAAUCCGAACGAAAAAAAAAAAGAAUUCUUUAACGUUACGAUGUUACAUCCGUGACUGUUUACAUGUAAUAAUACCUAAUUUAUAUCUGAUGAGAUAACGAGAAUGCUAAUCUCUUGACUUCGACAGGCUUGUAAGAUCUACCACGACGUUUUCAGUGUUUAGAAUCUCAUUCUCAUUAGUAUUCUUUUCUCGCAGUCCAUGAACCCUGUCUUUUUCUUUUGUUUUUGAUGAGUGUUUAUUUUCUAACGAAACUUGUAAAGCCUUGAAUAAAGUGUGUGCGAAAACCCCCAUAAUCAUGUGCGCUUAACAUGCACUUAGCACAGAGGAUGAGGAAGAGAGACUCUAUCCAGCUGUGCACUUGACUGUUCAUGGUCUCUCCAAAUAAACGAUCUUUUCCCUCGCGAGGUGUCCGACACGAGGAGUCGAUUCAGCGAGACAUUUUCCUGGGAAUACAGCGAGGUGAAAAGGGAAACCCUAAUGGUGCUACUCAGAACUUCAGUUGCUGCGGAGCAACGAUCCAGACGGCCGGUGUGCACCGAUUUACACACAGGGAGCGCUGCGACACUCGCACGCUCACAUCACUGACAGCGCCACUAUCGUGGACGAGCAAAUAUGGCCUUAGAACCAAAAUGUAUAAUAUUGCACAUGUGGAUGUCUAUGUAGAUAAUGUUUGUUGUGUCAUUGUUGUUUUUCUUUCUUUUUUCUUUUUUAUUAUUAUUAAUGUAUUUUGUUUGAUAUCAAAUUUAAUGAACUUCCUUCAGUCAUCAUUUAAAACAAAAACCUAAUUAUGAAUUCCAAAUUCCAGUAUACACAGACGCACACAUUUGCAACAAGACACAAUCUAUCAAUCCCUAUCGAUUGGUUAACAAACAGUUUUCACUCCUUGUAGAAACAGAUUAUCCAGCCUGAUCAUUAAAGCCCAUUGUGUGUGUUUGUGUGUGUGAGUGUGUGUGUGUGUCCAUGUAAGAGUGUGUAUGCCUAUGUGCAUGUGUAUGUAUGCAUCUCGGACACACAUAAACCCCUGUUAUACUUCUUGACUGUUUCCGGUGUGGGUGUCUCUUCAUGUGCCAAGUUCCCACUUUGACCCUAAUCCAGUUUAUAAAAUAUGAAAGAUGAUUUUCUGUCCUCUGUGUAUCUGCCUGAUUAAAAAACAAAACGAAAAAAAACAAACGUAUCACCCUGCUGGUGAUUAAACUGAUAUCAGGUCGAA
Molecule: messenger RNA, 5268 nt
Organism: Clarias gariepinus (North African catfish)
Lineage: Eukaryota; Metazoa; Chordata; Actinopteri; Siluriformes; Clariidae
Gene: tll1
Product: tolloid-like 1
Exons: 23
Coding region: 398-3580 (1060 amino acids)
Biological process (GO): proteolysis
Molecular function (GO): calcium ion binding; metalloendopeptidase activity; zinc ion binding
Source: RefSeq, a predicted model, not a curated record